Molecule: messenger RNA, 2302 nt
Organism: Centropristis striata (black sea bass)
Lineage: Eukaryota; Metazoa; Chordata; Actinopteri; Perciformes; Serranidae
Gene: hnrnpa1b
Product: heterogeneous nuclear ribonucleoprotein A1b
Exons: 12
Coding region: 123-1157 (344 amino acids)
Molecular function (GO): RNA binding
Source: RefSeq, a predicted model, not a curated record
GCGUGCCAGAGGUGUUUCCUUUGCUAUUUAUUCUACUGUUGGGCAGCGGGUUAGACUUGUCUGACGCAGAUCGCUUUUCUCCGGUCGGUCCACAAGGAGUCUUCAAGGAUUUGCCUGCGAAAAUGUCAAAAGACGUUGUCCCACGUGAGCCGGAGCAGCUCCGCAAGCUGUUCAUUGGCGGUUUGAGCUUCGAGACAACAGACGAAAGCCUGCGGGCUCACUUUGAACAAUGGGGAAGCCUUACAGAUUGUGUGGUCAUGAGGGAUCCCACCAGCAAGAGGUCACGGGGUUUUGGCUUUGUUACAUAUUCAUCCGUGGAUGAGGUUGAUGCAGCAAUGCAUGCCCGCCCCCAUAAAGUUGAUGGAAGAGUUGUUGAACCUAAACGAGCAGUCUCCAGGGAGGACUCAAACCGGCCAGGUGCCCACGUAACAGUGAAAAAGAUCUUUGUUGGGGGCAUCAAGGAAGAUACAGAGGAGUCACACCUGCGAGACUACUUCUCACAAUUUGGCAAAAUUGAAGUUAUUGAUAUCAUGACUGACCGCAAUACUGGAAAGAAGAGGGGCUUUGCUUUUGUGACUUUUGAUGAUCACGAUUCAGUCGACAGGAUUGUCAUCCAGAAAUACCACACAAUCAACUCCCACAACUGUGAAGUGAGGAAGGCGCUCACACGGCAGGAGAUGCAGACUGCAGGAAUGGGUAUGCGGGGUGGUCGCAGCAGUGGCGGCGGAAGGCCCUAUGAAUACGACAGAGGCUUCAGCCAGGGUGGUAGGGGUAGAUAUGGAGACGGUCCUUACAAUUGCAAUGGAGGUGAUGGUGGCUAUGGAGGUGGUCCCGGUGGUCCUGGAGGAUAUAAUAAUGGCGGCAAUCGUGGUUAUAACCAAGGUUACAACCAGGGUGGCGGCGGCGGAGGAGGCGGUGGCGGUGGCUAUGGAGGAAACGGUUAUGACAGCAAUGGCUAUGGCAACUGUGGAGGUGGUGGUGGAGGAGGCGGUGGUAAUAAUUACAACAGCAUGGGCCACUACAACCCCCAGGAGUCUAACUUUGGCCCAAUGAAGAACAACUUUGGUGGAGGUGGUGUUGGCAGGAACUUUGGAGGUGGUGGCUACGGAGGUGGCUCCAACAAUGGUGGUGGAUACGCCCGUUCAGGACGAUUUUAAAAUCUGAAGUGGACUGAGUACUUAGGAGAGGAGAGCAAGGAGAGGAGAGCAAGCGAAGUGACAGGGCAGCUGCAGGUUUACCUCCUAAAUCUGCUCAGCCAAACAGUUGUGGCAGGUUACAGCUGCUGCAAGAAGAGAUGUAAAGUAGAUAAAUCAUGGAGGGGCAUCUUUAACUUUUUGUGUUUUUUCAUCUGUGUUUCUGGAAAGCAAGCAUUCCAAGGUUUUAUGUAGAUUUUUUUUCUUUCAGUCUGGUUUUAUUUGUAACUGCAUCUAAUCAAGCUGAAAUAAACCAUCUUUCAGUUUUUUUACAAAGUGUUGUUAGCCUCUUGAGUGGUUUGGGAAAGGGAGGGUUCACUAUUAGGUGUUGCACAAUGUGGGAUGAGGGACAUGUUGCAAAUGAUGUGAGGGUCAAAAAAGACGUGUGAAGCCCUGCACUACAUACACCACGAGUCAAUGCAUUUACAUUAUCUACACAAUACUGGUUGAGGAAUGAGAGGUGGUGCACAAAUACUGUCAUCAAAGAGCCCAUCACUUGGUACAGACUCUACCCUGAGUUCUGCAAAGAUCAACUGGAGGAUGCUAGCUUACAUGCAAAGUCUUUGAGGCUAGUCAUGGAAGCCAGCUGAGGGAGAGAAGUAGCAAAACCAUCGCCAGGAUCAUUGAAGCAGGGGAGAGUGAGAACAGAGGCCUGAGGCUAGCAGGCAGCAGCUACCAAAAGGCUUAAGUGCUGUCUGUAGGUAAGACCAGACUUCUCAACUACUGAUAGUAUGUCUUGCUUUUGUCAUGUAGCUGGUAGUAAGUUUUGUAGCCCAGUAAUGAAAACAAUUUUGUGCAAACAAGUUUUAUUAUGACUUACACCAAUGUUGACUGGUAAAAUUGGCCUCCUAAUUGUCAAUGAGGCCCUAAAACAUAUUGCAUGCUGAGAACAAAAUGAUUUUCUCUUUCCCAAAAAGAUGUUUUACUCAUUGGUAUCUGCUUUUCUAGGAAACUUCCUACAUGGUCUCCAAAACCUGACUGUCAUUUCAAUGUCAAUGGCUCAAUCAGGUUUCCAGAACAAUCAUGCUGGUGCAAUACUUUUUUACAUGGUUUUUUAACUGAAGACUGCUGUGCAGUGCCUUUUUUUUAAAUAAACAAUUUUUAUAAGA